Myripristis murdjan (pinecone soldierfish) is the source of this 577-nucleotide messenger RNA. RefSeq names its product C-C motif chemokine 24-like. Lineage: Eukaryota; Metazoa; Chordata; Actinopteri; Holocentriformes; Holocentridae. The coding region runs from base 79 to 429 and encodes 116 amino acids. Gene Ontology annotation, molecular function: chemokine activity. The record is from RefSeq and is a predicted model, not a curated record. Gene Ontology annotation, biological process: immune response. The transcript is spliced from 4 exons. Gene Ontology annotation, cellular component: extracellular region.
CAGACUGAAGCCACCUCUAUUUGUUAUUUCUUUAUUCCAUCCUUCAUUUUGCAUCUUGUUUAAACUGUGUCAGUGAAAAUGGUGAGCUGUGGAAACCUGCUGAAGAGCGUGCUGGUUGCCGUUGUCUUGGCGACUCUGGCUGGAUCAGGAUCAGCACAAUGGAAGCACUCAGACUGCUGCAAGGAAGUCAGCAGUAAGGAGAUAACGGAGCCGAUCAUAGGAUAUGAGCUCCGGAAAGGCAAUCCUCCAUGCGUCCCAGCCGUCAUCUUCCUGACAGAGAAAGGCCACUAUUGCACCUACAUCAAAGCUCCAUGGGUCAUGGAUAAGGUCACUGAGCUCAAAGGGAAACUGGAAGCAAGUGCCAGAGCUGCCUCCAAAUCUUCAACUCUGCUCUCCAUCAUCACAUCCACCUCCUCUCCUCCUUCCUAGUCCUCUCCUACAUCCUUCGCCUCCACAUCCCAGAAUCCUCUUGGGGAAUCCUCAUCAGAUCGGACCGACGAAUAGAACGCCCUCCUCUCUGUCGCCAGCCAGCGAACUCCAGGACGGAGUUUUGUCAGCAAGAAAAAAAAGAGUUGUU